Molecule: messenger RNA, 1520 nt
Organism: Cokeromyces recurvatus
Lineage: Eukaryota; Fungi; Mucoromycota; Mucoromycetes; Mucorales; Mucoraceae
Product: Metallo-dependent phosphatase-like protein
Exons: 4
Coding region: 21-1460 (479 amino acids)
Biological process (GO): polyphosphate catabolic process
Cellular component (GO): fungal-type vacuole
Molecular function (GO): endopolyphosphatase activity; exopolyphosphatase activity
Source: RefSeq, a predicted model, not a curated record
AAUUUAGACUUUUUAGAAACAUGAAGGCAAUUAAUUUAUUCUAUUUGCCUGCGUUCUUAUCGUUGGUGGGGUCCAUCAUAGCCCUACCAGAAUAUCAACAACAACAGCAACAAGUAUUCUCAAUAGAUCAUGAUAAUAGAAAAUUACAUGGAAGAUAUUUACAUAUUACAGACAUUCAUAUGGAUAAAAAUUACGUUGUAGGAGCAACGAUCAAAUCAGAUUGUCAUAGAAAACCAAAGAAACAUAGAAAUAGAAAGAAGAAGGAAGGCUUAUUAGCAGGCUAUUGGGGUGCGCCUGUCACUGAUUGUGAUUCUCCACCAAGACUUGUUUAUCAUUCAAUAAAUACAAUUGCAAAAGAAUGGAAGGAUAAAAUUGAUUUUAUUAUAUGGACAGGGGAUAAUGCAAGGACAAAAAAGGAAAUUAUUGGAUACAAUGUAAAAGUAACUGAGCUUUUAAAACAAGCUUUUAAAUUAGACCACAGUAAUAACCAAACCAUUCCUAUUAUACCUUGCAUUGGUAAUAAUGAUAUCCAUCCUCAUAAUGAAUUAAGAGGAAUGAAAAAGAAUCCUCAAUUGUUGGAGUUUAGUGAAAUUUGGCAUGAUUUUAUCCCAGCUGAACAUGUAAAGGCCUUUAAGAGAGGAGGUUACUUUGCUGUAGAUGUCGUACCAGGUUUACUUCGAGUGAUUUCCUUAAAUACGCUCUACUUUUUUGGUUCGAACGAUGUUGUAAAUGCUUGUAGUGAUCCUAAAUCAGCUGGUGCACAACAUAUGCGUUGGUUACGUUCUCAGUUAAAGAAAGCUCGUAAAGAAGAUAUGAAGGUGAUCUUGAUCGGACAUGUCCCUCCCACCGUCAAGACCUUCAAGGAUAGUUGUCUUGAUGAUUAUAUUCAACUUUCAACAAAGUACGCUGAUAUCAUCACAGCUCACAUGUAUGGACAUUCGAAUAUAGAUCAUUUUCAAAUCAUUGGCAAGGAUUUCAUGGAAUCUACAGAUGCAGGUCGUUUUAUUUCUACUUUGCAUGAACAAUACAAACGAGCUCAAAUGACAAAGAAUCGUAAGGACCUGGUUGCGAUUCAUGUUGCACCACCUAUGCUCCCUCUCUUUUACCCUAGUUUCCGCAUAAAUGAAUAUGACACAAAGACCGGUCAUUGGCUUAAAUAUUCCCAAUGGUAUACAAACUUAACUUACUGGAACGAACAGCAGGAGAAGAAGGAGGAGGAGGAGGAGGAGGUCCUGCCUGGGUUUGAAAAAUUAUAUGCGACGGAUGAGACAUAUAACAUGACAGAUUUGACAGUUGAUAGUUGGCUGAAUUUUGCUGAAUAUAUAAGUUCGAAAGAAGGUAAAGAACUAUGGAAGACUUAUUCAUCUAAUAUGUUUGUCAAGACGAAUAAUGAAUGGUAUGGUCAAAGUGUACCUACUGCUGAUAUCAAUCCUCCUUCUCAUUGGUGGAAUUGGUUUUAGUUGAAUAUAUUACUUAAUAUACAAAUAUAUAAAAAAUUAUUAAUAUUAUUGUCUCUCUUU